ACAGCUCCAGCCCUGCACACUUCCCUGCUGGGGCAAGCACCACAGCAAAGAUGAAGCUAGCGACCUGUUGCUGGCUAAGCUCAGCUGUCCUUGCUGCUUUUGGCUUUUUGGUUGCAGCAAACAAUGAAACAGAAGAGAUUAAAGAUGAAACAGCCAAGGACGCCUGCCCAGUGAGACUCGAGAGCAGAGGGAAAUGCGAAGAGGGAGGCGAAUGCCCCUACCAUGUGAACCUGCCCCCACUGGCUAUUCAACUCCCGAAGCAGUUCGGCAGGAUCGAGGAGGUGUUCAAAGAAGUCCAGAACCUAAAGGAAAUUGUAAAUAGUCUGAAAAAAUGUUGCCAAGAUUGCAAACUUCAGGCUGAUGACAAUCGAGACCAGAGCAGAAAUGGACUGUUUUCACCUGGCACAGGAGCCCUGGAUGACAACAGAGUUACUGAAUUAGAAGGAGAGGUUAACAAGCUGUCCUCUGACCUAAAGAAUGCAAAGAAGGAGAUCGAUGUGCUUCAGGGUCGCCUGGAGAAGCUGAAUCUUGUAAAUAUGAACAACAUAGAAAAUUAUGUUGAUAACAAAGUGGCAAAUCUAACAUUUGUUGUCAACAGUUUGGAUGGCAAAUGUUCCUCUAACUGUCCCAGUCAAGGACAAACACAAUCAAGUCCAGUUCAUCAUCUAAUAUAUCAAGACUGCUCUGACUACUACGUAAUAGGCAAAAGAAGCAGUGAGACCUACAGAGUUACACCGGAUCCCAAAAAUAGUAGCUUUGAAGUUUACUGUGACAUGGAGACCAUGGGGGGAGGCUGGACAGUGCUGCAGGCACGUCUCGAUGGAAGCACCAACUUCACCAAAACAUGGAAAGACUACAAAGUAGGCUUUGGAAACCUCAGAAGAGAAUUUUGGCUGGGGAAUGAUAAAAUUCAUCUUCUGACCAAAAGUAAGGAAAUGAUUCUAAGAAUAGAUCUUGAAGACUUUAAUGGUGUCAAACUCUAUGCCUUGUAUGAUCAGUUUUACGUGGCCAAUGAGUUUCUCAGAUACCGUUUACAUAUUGGUAACUAUAAUGGCACAGCUGGAGAUGCCUUACGUUUCAGUAAAUACUAUAACCAUGAUAUGAAGUUUUUCACCACCCCAGAUAGAGACAAUGACCGAUAUCCUUCUGGGAACUGUGGCCUCUACUACAGUUCGGGUUGGUGGUUUGAUGCAUGUCUUUCUGCAAACUUAAAUGGCAAAUAUUAUCACCAAAAAUACAGAGGUAUCCGUAAUGGGAUUUUCUGGGGCACCUGGCCUGGUGUGAGUGAGGCACAUCCUAGUGGCUACAAGUCCUCCCUCAAACAGGCCAAAAUGAUGAUUAGACCCAAGCACUUUAAGCCAUAAAUCACUAAUGCUCAUUCCUCUGAGUAAUUAUUACCUAAUAGAACAAUUAAUUCCUUCAGUACUUUGGGACAUAUUUUGUACUACUUUUCCAUGGCUAAAAAAUUAUCUCUGAGCAAGGGUUCUUAUGCUACACAACAUUUGAAAUAAAACUGAAAAAUAUACAUUUUAAA
This is a messenger RNA of Pteropus alecto (black flying fox), 1534 nucleotides long. RefSeq names its product fibrinogen like 2 (gene FGL2). The transcript has 2 exons. NCBI's taxonomy places the organism in Eukaryota, Metazoa, Chordata, Mammalia, Chiroptera, Pteropodidae. Bases 51 to 1364 code for a protein of 437 amino acids. The record is from RefSeq and is a predicted model, not a curated record.